Messenger RNA from Amphiprion ocellaris (clown anemonefish), 5493 nucleotides. RefSeq names its product Rho guanine nucleotide exchange factor (GEF) 7b (gene arhgef7b). The coding region runs from base 271 to 2832 and encodes 853 amino acids. Gene Ontology annotation, molecular function: guanyl-nucleotide exchange factor activity; protein binding. The transcript has 22 exons. The record is from RefSeq and is a predicted model, not a curated record. Gene Ontology annotation, biological process: intracellular signal transduction. NCBI's taxonomy places the organism in Eukaryota, Metazoa, Chordata, Actinopteri, Pomacentridae.
GAGCAAAGGUGAUGCCAACAUCCGCUGACAGAGAGAGACAGAGACAAUGCAACGCUGCUGAAGGAGCCGGAUUUCUCACUUCCACCUUCAUUUUCUGAGCGCUCAUUGGGAUGUUCAACCAAGGCGGGGCUCAAUCUGCUGCCUGGACGAACCACAAGUAGGAGAGAGCAGAUCGGAACAGACAGGGAGAGGUGGAGGGGAGUCCUGCUGCUGCUGCUGCUGCUGCUGCUGCUGCUGCUGCUGCUGUUUUAUGACAUCUGAGAUCCGAACAUGAAUUCGGCCGAGCAGACGGUAACGUGGCUCAUCACGCUGGGAGUCCUGGAGUCUCCCAAGAAGAGCAUCUCGGAUCCAGAAGCUUUUCUCCAGACGUCCCUGCAGGAUGGAGCAGUGCUGUGCAGGCUGCUGGAGCGACUCAGACCCGGGACUGUGGACAAAUUUUUCCAGGAACCGAGGAGCGACAGCGAGUGCCAGAGGAACAUUGCCGAGUUUAUUAAAGGCUGCGGGGCUUUCGCCGUGGAGCCCUUUGAGGUCAAUGACCUGCUGCAAGGACUGAACUUCACCAAGGUGCUAAACUCACUGGUUUCCCUUAACAAAGCUACCGAAGAUUUAGGAGUUCCUGGAAACAGUGUGUGUGUGCCACGCUCUUCAACGCUGAGGAUCAAGUCCUUUGACUCCCUAAACACUCAGAGUCGCUCCUCUAAACUGCUGCAGCCUCAGUACCGCAGCCUGGACAUGUCAGAGGACAGGGGGUGUGGCCAGUUGCUGGUCAAGGCACGCUUCCCUUUCCAGCAAACCAAUGAGGACGAACUGUCUUUCUCCAAGGGUGACAUCAUCAAUGUGAGCAGGCAGGAGGACGGGGGCUGGUGGGAAGGCUCGCUGAACGGCAAGACUGGGUGGUUCCCUAGUAACUAUGUGCGGGAGCUGAAAGGAAGCGACAAAGCAGUAGACAAACCCAAGUGUGGGACACUGAAAAGUCCGCCCAAAGGCUUUGACACCACCAUCAUCAGUAAGACCUAUUACAACGUGGUCCUGCAGAACAUCUUGGAAGCAGAAAAUGAAUAUUCGAGGGAGCUGCAGAGUCUCUUGGGUUCAUACCUUCGCUCACUUCACCCCACAGACAGACUCAGCAGUGUUGACAUCGGUCACAUUCAAGGGAAUCUAGAGGAGAUCUCAACCUUUCAACAGAUGUUGGUUCAGUCUUUGGAGGAGCAUACCAAACUUCCUGAGAACCAGCAGAGGAUUGGGGGGUUCUUCCUGAGUCUGAUGCCCCAAACGAAGCUCAUCUAUGUGGCUUACUGCUCGAAUCACCCGUCUGCUGUUAAUGUACUAACACAACACAGUGAAGAAUUAGGGGAGUACAUGGAGUCAAAAGGGGCAUCUAGUCCUGGGAUCUUGACAUUGACCACUAGUCUGAGUAAACCCUUCACCAGACUAGAGAGAUACCCAACGCUGCUGAAAGAGCUGGACAGACAUAUGGAAGACCAGCACCCAGACAGAGGUGACCUCCACGCUGCCAUGACGGCCUUUAAAAGCCUUGCAGCUCAGUGUCAGGACGUGAGGAAGAAGAAGGACCUGGAGUUGCAGAUUUUAACCGAGCCAAUCAGAAACUGGGAGGGAGACGACAUCAAAACCCUCGGACCUGUUCUCCACAUGUCCCACGCCACAGUUCACACGCAGAAUUGUCAGGAGUCAAAUGAACGCUACCUCGUCCUCUUCCCUCACACUCUGCUCGUACUCUCUGCCAGCCUGAGAAUGAGUGGAUUCAUCUACCAGGGGAGGAUGCCAUUAUCAGGAAUGCUUAUCUCCAGGAUAGAAGAUGGAGAAAACUUGAGGAAUGCUUUUGAAAUAUCAGGUGGUCAGUGUGAGCGAAUGCAGGUAGCGUGUAACACUCAGCAAGAUCUACAGGACUGGCUGGAUCUUCUCACCAAACACACACACACUCCGACUGCGCACACACACUCAUACAAGCCUCAGUCCAUCUGCCACACACUGCCCUCUCAUCCCGUCAGUCCAACCAGACACUCUGAGUCUCGUGGAGGAAGCAGCGGACACACCUACCACACCCUUCCUCAUCCCUCCUCAUUUGGGAUGGGUCACAGUAGCAGCCCGAUGUGGGGGCCCCUGGAGCAACCAAGUACUCCCAAACCCUGGAGCUUGAGCUGCCUUCGCCCUGCACCUCCACUCCGGCCCUCUGCUGCUCUCUGCUACAAGGAGGAUAUGAGUAAGAGUCCUAAGAACAUGAAGAAGCUGCUCCCAAAGAGGAAGCCAGAGAGGAAACCUUCAGAAGAGGACUUCACUGUCAGAAAGAGUACAGCAGCUCUGGAGGAGGACGCUCAGAUACUCAAAGUGAUUGAGGCGUAUUGUACCAGUGCCAAAACACGACAGACUCUGAACUCCACCUGGCAAGGGACUGACCUCAUGCACAACCACGUGCUCGCUGACAGCAGCCUCACUGUGGCUGGGCUCCCAGGCAACCUGCCAUGUUCUGACCAAUCAGAAGACUCAGAUUAUGACAGUAUCUGGACUGCCCAUAGUUACAGGACUGCCUCAUUUUCUCGCUCCAGCAGGAAGGAUGUUCAGAUGUUGUUUCCGGAGGAGGAAAAGAUUAUAGUGGAGGAAACACGGAGCAAUGGACAAACUGUAGUGGAGGAGAGGAGUCUGGUAGACACUGUGUACAGUCUCAAAGAUGAAGUCCAAGAACUUAAACAGGACAACAAGAGGAUGAAGAGGACUCUGGAGGAGGAACAGCGAGCGAGAAAGGAGCUGGAGAGGAUUGUCAGGAGAGUUCUUAAGAAUAUGAACGACCCAACCUGGGACGAGACUAACCUCUGAGAUUCUUAUAUCUGAACGUCAUAGAUGAGACCAGUUUCUGACUUUUAAAUCCUCAAAUGACGAGAACUGGGCUGACAGAAGCUGCCAGUAGUUCAUGCCGCUAUUCAACAUGUCUCCAUUUCCACUUGCUUUGACCUUCACAGUGACCUGUGUGCCAAACUGUGGUCCAAGAGGAAAUGCCUGCCAGCCAUUAGCGAAGCCAUCCCAACCGACCAUAAAGCUGUGAAGCCAUAAUAGAUACAAUGUCACCCCUUUCUGUCAGGCUCCUUCAUUGCGUCUUUGGAGCGUAGACAAAAGAAAAUGCCUUUUCUCAUUUACCUGCAUCCUCAUCAUUGACUGGCGCGGUGCAUGAAUAUGAGCUCCACGUGAGUUUUUAUAUUUCAGACAGGUAUCACAGCAGUAUGUGAAUGAAAUCCUCAAUGAAACUUGAAACAGACAUUCCUAAGUAGUCAUUUUGUCUCAGUUUCAAAUGGUAAUCAUCCUAAAAUCACCCUUGAAAAUUCAUAUAUUAAUGACUCACAGACUAACAAAGUAUAAAGUUGUUUUAGUUGUUAUAUCAAAUACAUUUUAAAUGAAUUAAACCUACAUUUACCAGCACUUAGAAGCAGGUUUUACAGAAUUAGCUAAAAGGUCUCAGUGUAUUGUGAAGAUUUUUGCAAACAUUUAGCUUGACAUUUUAUAACAGAACACUCUAUUACUUCCCAUAUAAGUGAGUGGAAUUUCUACUUCUGCUUACUAAUGACUAUUUGGAGGCUCAAACUAAAUAUUAUUAGGUUUUUGACAAUGAUCUAAGUGAAUCAAUGGGUUAUUUGAUUGUAAUUUAAAGAAUCAUUUUGAACCUCUCAGAAAUGUGGAGUUACUUGAAAAUCAUCUUGUUAUUGUGAAAGUUUCUCAGGAAUCAACAUAACCUCCAUUUUAAAACUGCACAUCCAAAGCAAUAUUUAAAGCUUGAUUUUGGAAUUAUCUUGCAAAGAUACAAAAAUUCCAACAGCAGAACUACUGAACUGCCUCUUAAAUGAAGUUUGUUUAUCAAGUUCCACAAAAAUUAUGCUGCCCAAAAGAAGAAAAAAAAAACAUCGCAAACCUGUUUUAUAAUGGAACAACCAAACUACAAUACUAAGAAGAUUAAAUUUAAGCUGAGAUAUUUCUGAAAGCUGAUAUAGUACCAACACAUUCACUGCCUGUUUAAUUACAGAUUUACCCUUUGACUUUUAUGUACCUUUUUUUUUAAACUUUCGGUACUGUGGUCAGCAGUUGUUGCUCCUCAUGUCAGCUAAGAUACAAUCAAAUACAUUUGAAUAAAUGUUACAACUUGCAGUAUAAUACAUCCUAUGUAUACAAUAAUAUAAAAGUAAUUAACCCUCGUGUCGUCCUGCGGGUCAAAAUCGACUCGUUUUAAAGAUUGAAAAUGUGGGAAAAAAAAUAUAUUUUCACAGUGAAACUUCUGAUGUCCACAUUUUCAACAUUAUUGGGAAAUCGAACGUUUUUGGUGGAAAAAAAGAAAUGUUAAAAAUGUUUAAGAACAUUUACAAAAAAAAAUUUUGAAUUUUGCUGGAUUUUGGUUGGUUUUUAUGUGAAUGUUCGUAAAGAAAAUAUUAGAAGUUUUACUGAUAUAUAUGUAAUCACUUUAGAUAUUUUUGGGAUUUUUUUUGAAGAUUUUUACUCAUUUUUUUGAAAAUAUUUACAAGAAUUUUCUUGCCAAAUUUGGGGGAUUUUUUAAAAAAAAAUAAAACUUUUAAGGGAAACUGUUAAGGAAUUAUUGGAAUUUUCUUCCUGAAGGUUUUGCAAAUUUUCAGAAAUUUGGGGAAUUUUUUUGCUGAAUUUUUGGAUGUUUUUCAGACAAGGAAACAAUAUUUUUUUGGUGCCAUUAAAUGAAGACAACAGGAGGGUUAAAACUGUCAAUGGAACAGCCCAUGAUUUAGAAAAUGCAGACCGUGCAGUAUCACAGACACUUUUUAAAAAUUUUAUUGCAAUGUUACCACCUUAAAAGUUUUUAGAAGCCAGUCGGGUUACUUUACAGCUACUAUCUGACUAUGAAAAGUUAAACUGCACUGAGCUGUUACUGUGCGAUCAUUUGCAGAGGGAGAAAGCACUGUUUUGGAGAGUUUCGAGCUAAACUGAAAUAUUCCCAUUGAGACCGCUGAAUGCUCUUUCUGUUUCAAGACCAAAGUCAAAGCAAUACAACACUGGAAAAAUGUUUUUUAUGAUGUCAAUAUGCAACUUACUGUAGAAUGAUUUCUUAUUUUUUAUAUUUGUUAUUGUCUUUUUACUUUGAUUUGUAACACUUGUUAUUUUCUACUUGACCUGGCUGAUCACAUUUGUACAGAAAAGCAGCAGGGUAUUUCUCAGGAGCGUCCGGAGACUUGCCAUUAGGAGAAAAAGAAAAAAAAGAAUCCCAUGCUAAAGCUUUGAGCUUCACGACUUCACCUACAAAUCUCACAUUGCUGAAUUUAGAACCAUACUAAUGUAAACCAUGUAAUACAGUAUGCCAGUUAUUGGCCAUCUAACUUAUGUAUUUAACUGAAACUGACUGAUGUAAAUGUGUUGUGUGUUCAGAUGUUACAGUAAUGAAAACAAUUACAGUAGUUACUAUGAAGAGAAUCAUCCCCCGCUAUUUAUUUCACCCAUUUGUCAGUGAAUAAACUGUUGAUCAAACUUGGA